CACAUUAUCGAGGACACCCCAGUGCUGUGCGCUGUUAAUAAUGAGGGACGGGUGUUUAAGCGACCCGACGCUAACCCUACUGGCUAGCUGUAGCCCUUCCUCCCCGGAGAAGACGCACUACCGUUAGAGAAACAACAAAAAUGACGGCGACAACCUGACACGUCGAUCGCUAUGUGUGGAGUUUACGUGCAUCUUUAGGGUCGGGGGGGGGGUGAAAUCAAAACCAACACUGUAUUUCGGUUCUGUUUGUCAUAAAAACCGAGGGAGUGUCUUUUACCGAGGGAGUGUCUUGUGCUGUCGUCGUGUGGACUGUAGCUAGCUAACCUGGCUAGCACUAGCGACGCGGCGUAAACACUUCAGUUGUUUUAGUGUGCUGCUUUUGCGACCUGUCUGCAAACGCCGCUAUGGCGCAGACACGCGCAGCGGGCGACGAGCCCGCCGGGGAACCGUCCUGCGGCGCGUGCUCCGGGGACGUCGUGGCGGUGAAGCGCGCGCUGCUGCACAGGCUGGGGCCCCACGAGCGGCUGCUCACGUACGCGCAGGCGGUGCUGGUGUGGGAGAGACCCCUCCACAGCCUGCUCGCCUUCUCCCUGGUCAACGCGGCCUUCUGGUUCUUUGCCCUGAGCUCUUUCAGGAUGCUCUUCCUCAUGGCGUCCAGCCUGGCGCUGGCCGUGUGCGCGGACACCUGGUGGAACGCGAUUUGGCCCAGGAUCAAAGUGAAACGACUCGAUGAUGGCGAAACCGAAAGCUGGGGCCUGGUGCAGCCCGGGAUCCUGAGCGUGCCCGAGCUGUGUCUCCACAUGGCGGAGAUGUGGGUGAUGGUGCGUUCGUGCACGUCGGUCCUGGCCUCUUUCAAACGCACCAGCCCGGGGAAGUUCUGUAUGCUGAUGUGUAGCGUGUUCUUCCUUUUGGCCAUGGUGGGGCGCUACAUCCCUGGACUACUUCUCUCCUAUGUGGCAGUGCUGAGUGUGUUGUUGUGUCCGUUGGCGGCGUAUCAUCGAUUGUGGCAGCGUGUGUGUGUGCGGCUAGAGCCAGCCCUGCAGUGGCUGGACUUCAGCGUCAAAGGAUACAUGAUGUCCAAGCCCAUAGACAACCAGUUUCUUCGCAGGCCAAUUAGGGGCGGGGCAACAGAUGAUGCCAGUGACAGUGAGGAGGAGCUAGCUGCAUUCUGCCCCGUGUUCGAUGAAGCCGCGGUGGCUAAGGAACUCGCUCUGACCGAUUCCGAACACUCUGACGCUGAAGUUUCGUACACGGAGAACGGCACCUUUAAUCUCUCCCGGGGUCAGACUCCUGUCACCGAGGGCUCAGAGGAUCUGGACAGGCACAGUGACCCUGAGGAGUCUUUUGCCCAGGAUCUCCCAGACUUCCCUUCGAUAAACCCGGACGCCACCCUGAUGGAGGACGACGAUGACCCCAGCCUCGGGAUACCCAGCCUGGGCGCGGCCGGCCUGCCAGGUCCCCGGGGAGCCACCACCUCCGCCAUGCUGGACCUGGACACCCAGCUGGACUCGGACCAGGAGGAGCUAGACCACGACCUCUCCCUCGACACCCUCAACGUCACCUCUGACCUCACCAGCGACCUGGCCGGGAUUCUGGCCAGCAACAUGAUCCAGGCGGCCAUCUCUGGGGCCUUGCAACCGCGACCAGCCCCAGGGUCACGCAGACAGGGGCUCCCUCGGGGCCCCGGAGCCCCGCGUGGCAGCUGCAGGAAGCAGUCGAGUUCGGAGCUGGACACGGACCUGGAUCUGGAUGCGGAGGACUUUGAGAUGCUGGACCAGUCGGAGCUAAACCAGAUGGAUCCUUUAGGGGGGGCAGGAGGACGAGGAGCAGCCCCAGGGGGGCAGGACAGAAACCAGGGGUCCAGCUUCUUCUCCAACCUGCUAGGCAAGCCACAGUGAGGUGUGUGUGUGUGUGUGUGUGUGUGUGUGUGUGUGUGUGUGUGUGUGUGUGUGUGAGAGAGAGAGAGAAAUACACACCUACCUAUAUCUAAACCAGUCUCUCCUCCAUACCUUUGUGUACCUGCCCCUCACAUUGUAAUCAAUGUGAAGCAAGUUUGUAGAAUGUGUGUGCACCGAUGUGAAGAAGAGCAUUUUGAUCUGUGCACAGUUAAUGGAUGUGGUCCCACUAGCCAGUAAUCCUCCAUUGGCUAUAGGCAGUCACUGUGAAGUAACCUAGUUUUUAGUCCUGUCUCUGAUGUUUUCUUUUCUGUGUAAGUCUGUUUGAGAGAGCGAGCGAGUGAGAGAAAUUUCUAAAACACCAAUUUAUUUUGUAGGCAAAGCAAUAGGCUGCGAAUGCAGGGAAACUUCCAGAAUCAUACCGAAACCAGCAUACCGCACCCUGAACCUUCUACAUCUCCUCAGACAAGUCUUGCUGAGCCUUAUUCAUCUCUCGGAGACAAAACCUUUCAUUAACGUGCACCCGCCGCUCGCUCGUCCCUUAAACAUAUUUUAGUCAUGGUGGGACCAAACCAGACAUUCCUGCACAGACACUGUGUGCCCCUCAGUCUUCUCCAGACCCAGGACACGCCAGUAAAAGGCAACACCCACGACAUUCUCCUGCCGAGCGGUGCUGUCCAGGUCCAGAUUACCCCGGCGUAAUUGUGGCUGGCGCCGCGAUGGUCCAGGCGCACGCUGGUGUUGGCCCUGCCCCUCACUGCAGCGUCGGAGUUGGUGCGUGCAGGCCCAGCAGGCGUGAAUCCUGCUUUUCCUUCUUUUUCUCGUUCUCGCUGUUCGCUUUGUUUGCUAGUAAACAAGGUCCAAGCAAGUGAGAGAGUAGCGGAGUGCCAUUGGAUGCUGGCGGUUUAAUAGCAAUAUGUGAACAUUAGCGGUGAAAGAGUUGCAUUGAUUUGCUUUUUUGUUUUCUACUAGGUUUUUGUCCUAAACUGGAACAGCUAAGUCCUGACUUUGCGUGAUUUGACGUCACAUGACCCAGGAAAAAUAAAGGAAUAUUAUGUUCUUGUAAAACAUCUUUUCUAAAAGAAAACGUGGGCAGCAACAAAAGCCCGCUGGACUGACCCUUUGUUCAGACAAGUGGGUCAGUUUACUGGUGUCCUGGUUCUGGCCCGUGGUGGUUUAUGGCGGGUGUUGUUCUGCUAGCAAUCAUGUGUUCCAGUUUCUUCGCCUUUAGUUACAGUUUGCUGUAUUUUUGUCGUUUUGCAUCAGCUGAAGAGAGAACCACUCGCUCAGAAUGCUGGUUUAUUUGGGAGCACUUGGAGUGACGUCCGUGCUGUGACCAACAAACUCAGUCACCCUGGCCAUGUAGUCUGAAGUCUGCUUGUCCUGGAAUGGUUCCAGGAUGCGCUUCAGAAUGCAGGAAUACUUACAACACUGUUCAAUAUCAAGGCAGAGAUGUGAAGACAGUUCAGACAGAGAGGGACUGGCUCCACAUUCAUUAUCUCCAGCUCUGUCAGGAGACCAAACAAACCGCCCUGACUUAAUUGUUAUUGCCCUCACUUUACAUUACAUCACUGUAGCUGUGAGAAUGAACACACAUCUAAACCUGGCACAAAAACUGUUUAUCCCAAGAAUGUAAAAUGAAAAUAAGAACUUUAUUUGGAGUUCUAAAAAAAACGCCAGCACCCAGAGAGGCACGAUGUGGUGCCGUGUGUGUGUGUGUGUGUGUGUGUGUGUGUGUGUGUGUGUGUGUGUGUGUGUGUGUGUGUGUGUGUGUGUGUGUGUGUGUCUGUGUCUGAGUGAGACUCACAGACAGGUUCUUCUCAGCUACUUUCUUCUAUAUCGUUACAAGUGUUCUCAAAUAAUGAUGAAAAGCUGCAAAGAUAAGACGGCCCACGUGUGGCAGCGGGGCGGUCCACGCGCCGUUGGCACGCGCCGGCCGAGAUGCUGACGUUGACGCUACCUCUGACGUGCCUUUGGCCGGGUCUUCCGCCCGAGGCCGCGGCUAGCGUUCCCGUGUCCCCGGCACAGGACCAGCCCGGGGAACCCUGAUACAGGGUCACAGGGACUGGGGGAACCGUAUAAGCACUGUGAUGUCUUACUGGUUUAAACCGCCCCAUCUAAGCUCUCAUCUCACGCGCAGCCUGAACUAGCUCUCGGCUGUUUGCAGUUCAACACUAAGUGUAUGAGCACAGGGUACCAGGAUAUCUCUCUCUCUCUCUCUCUCUCUCUCUCUCUCUCUCUCUCUCUCUCUCUCUCUCUCUCUCUCUCUCUCUCUGUUAGCUCCUCCCACGUAUAUAAUUUCACUCAUGGCCCGAAAUUCUUGUCAUAAUCACUUGACAUUUGCACUAUAAAAUAGAACUUAAACAAAAACGGUUACGCAUUUUAAGUCAGGGACAAUAUUUUGUAGUAAUUAAAGUCGGUAAAGUGAGCUCUCAUCCCUUCUACCGUGUACUUGUCCGGUAAAUAAGUAGACAGGCCUCCUCCCUGAAAGGAACCUGUUCGUGAAGCCUGAUGAUGAAUUGAAUUGGAAUUCCUCUCCCACAGUGCUGUGUGAACACAGAGUGCAAGUAGUGAGCUUGCUUUGUUCAGUUGCUGUUCUAAUGCUGGUGCAGAAAUAUGCAACAUUGAAAAUGCAACUGUUUGGUGUAAUUUUAGAUGUGUGUGUGUGUGUGUUCUCUGGAGCAGAGACUGUAUCUGUCACCGGGAACUUUUAUUUGAUAUUACUUUUAUUUGAUUUUGUUUUGCAUGUUUGGCUUACUGCACUUGGUUAGCACACACUGACAAUCUUUUGUGUCCAUUUUUUUUGUUGUGAUCUUGACAACUGUAUUUCCCUGUUUUCUUUUUUCCCCACACGAUGGUUAGUUGCUGUACAUUACGUCUCGGCUAACCUCACCAGAUCCCUUAAGUUCCAUCUUGCUCUACUCUCAGUCCUGUGCUUUCGUAGUUAGGUUGAGGUAUGUCGGAAGCGGCUGUAAAUGGCGAUCUGAACGCAUUGCUCGUUAAAGCCAGCAGGGCGGCGCCGUGAUGCUGCGUUUGCUGGUUUGCUGUGAUUCUCCCUCUUGCCGCUACUCUUUACUCUGUUUCCCUAGGUCACGUUACCGCUUUUCCCAUCAUCCCUUUGGAUCUACGGUGUUGCAGGCCGCUGUUGAUUUUCCGCAGUGCCGGCAGCACUUGCUGGCGACAGAUUUAUGAAGAGCUAUAUUUACAAAUCAAAGUAAAAUGAAGGUCUAAGACUUAUAUAACUGACAUUGAGUAACAUGAGUAGGUCGCAGUCUGGCCUUUAUUUACUUUUGGAUGCACACAUUAUAUUUACUAAAAGGGUUUUCCACAACACUUCUCAGGAAGAGAAGAAUUAUUUCAGAUGACCACAAAAGCUUGACUUUAUAAGAACUGAAGUAAGCUCACUUUUGAAAAAGAAAUGUGUGCCGUGUGGGAAAUGUUAUUUUUGUGUUAUUAUAGUUUGUAGAUGAUUUCUCUCCCCCCCCCCCCCCCCCCCAACUUGCCAGUCAUUUAGUACAUUAGUUCAAACUCUUGUCAAUGAGCCAUAAGUCGGUUUAUAUGAGCAUAUAGAUUACAGGAUGAUAAAUGGGGGAUGACGACUGUGGAGUAUAUUCUUAGAUGUCACUCUUUAUAGAAGAUGAUGGCAGCGGCAGCAUUAAACUGAAACCGACCUGAUUCAGGAUCCUUCAUCUGCCUGCCCCACUGGAGCUCAACUAAAGGGACUAAUAAAGAACUCUUCUGAAGUGUUCUUUAAAAUAUAAAGUUUUUUUAAAAAAAAAGGAAAAGAGAGUAAUUUAAUUCAUAGUAUCUCUUUGAUGAGAGAACUGAAAUGUUUCGUUAUCAGUGGAAAUGUACCCUUUCCUUUCUCUGUGAUUGAUUUUUGAUAUGUUUUGGUGUGAAUAAACUGCAGCCGACACCC
Molecule: messenger RNA, 5814 nt
Organism: Electrophorus electricus (electric eel)
Lineage: Eukaryota; Metazoa; Chordata; Actinopteri; Gymnotiformes; Gymnotidae
Gene: retreg3
Product: reticulophagy regulator family member 3
Biological process (GO): reticulophagy
Source: RefSeq, a predicted model, not a curated record